Etheostoma cragini (Arkansas darter) is the source of this 1078-nucleotide messenger RNA. RefSeq lists its product as uncharacterized. The annotation marks the transcript as partial. The record is from RefSeq and is a predicted model, not a curated record. The transcript has 4 exons. Lineage: Eukaryota; Metazoa; Chordata; Actinopteri; Perciformes; Percidae.
GACUAAAUGCUUGUCCAACCUUUACCUGACUUCCUGUUUCCUGUUUGUGUCUUCAGGCCGGUGGGUGGAGGACCACGAGGUCGUCCACAACAUGAUGUUUGACCAAAAGACAAACCUGAAACUUCCUCACAAACAGACUCUGAAACAAUCAAAAUGGUGGGACAACGGCGUCCUGCCGUUAUGGAUCACAGCCCAGAACCAGGGUCUGAAGACCGCGUCCUUCUACUUCCCGGGCGGCGCGGCUAACUACAGCGGCCAGGCGGUGGACCGCGUCCGCGUGACGGAGGCCGGUCACCCGGACGACAACGAGACCGAGUGGCGGCAGAACAUCGACGCCGUGAUGAGCUGGUUCGCCGACGAGGACUUCGACCUGGUGACGCUGUACUACGGCGAGCCGGACAACGUGGGCCACGCCCGCGGCCCCGAGACCGAGGACAGGAAGCGGAUCAUCGAGCAGAUCGACCGCACCGUCGGGUACCUGCGGGACGCCAUCGGCCGCCACCGUCUCAACGACAGCCUGAACGUCAUCAUCACCUCCGACCACGGCAUGACCACCGUCAAGAAGCGCCCGCAGGUGGACGAGAUCAUCCUCAACAAGUACCUGAACCUCCUGAAGCUCGCCAGCUUCGAGAUCCUGGACUACGGCGGCUUCGGGAUCCUGACGCCGCGGCCGGGCCGGGAACAGGAAGUGGUCACGGCGCUGUCCGCCGCCCCCAACCUGACGGUGUACCGGAAGCACGAGAUCCCCGAGAGCUUCCGGCUGGCCCGCAGCGAGCGGCUGCCCCCCAUCGUGGUCGUCGCCGAUCUGGGCUUCAACCUCAACUCCAGAUUCAUCGUCUACGUGAACAAAGGCGACCACGGAUACCACAACGGCGAGAUGGACAUGAAGACCAUCUUCAGGGCCUUCGGACCCGACUUCAAGAAGAACUUCGUGUCCGAGCCGUUCGACAGCGUCCACAUCUACCCGCUGAUGUGUGAACUCCUGAGGAUCCGACCGGCGCCGCACAACGGGUCCCUGGCGGAGACGCGGGACCUGCUGCACGCCGGUGAGUCUCGGGGGUUAGGGGGCGGGGCGUAA